UGCUUGCUUUGCUUUCCUUGGUAAAAGAUUUGAUUGAAAUGGGGCCAUGAAUAAUGAUAAUGAUACGACGGUCCCAUUUUGUUAAUCAUAAACCCUUGAUAAUGACAAAUUACUUACCCUCCUCUGUUGAGUUCUCUUCCUUGCUUUCUGCAUUCAGCCAUUAGCUCUAAGUGGUUACUGCUACCGUCCCUUUCUUCUUCCACCUCUCCCCCUUCCAUCCAGAUAGAUUUCCUUUUCUUGAAUGCUUCCUCCCCUCCCUCCCUCCAUCCUUGUCUAUCUAUCCAUGGAAACCAUUGAUUCGACGACACAGAGCUAGCUGCUAAAAUCUUCCUACACUUAACAACAAGAUUCGCAUUCCGCAUUCAGAUUCCACGACCGUAAAUCCUUUCUCUUUCCCCCGACUCCCACAGAGCCAAAUUAAGUUUGCAGGCCGCUCUCGGUCAGUCAGUCAAUUGCUGCCGACUUUGCAGUCAUAUUCAUCAUCAUCUCAGAGACGAGACUAAAUCCUCCCCCUUUCCCUUUUCUUUUCUUCUUCCCUCAGCCUCAGGUGAUUAAUUCAUUAAUUUAAUUCUCAUUUUUCAUUUAUUUUCUACAUAUAGUACCGCCCUCUUUCUUAUUCUACAGUCAAUUUACAGAGCACCUCUCCACCGUCUUCCCCUGUUUUCCAUUUCCUCCUCCUUCAUUCACUCCAGCAGCAGCAGCAGCAGGAGGAGGGAGAGAAAACCCUCAAUCGGCGCCAACCCGUGAGUGAGAUUCUUCUGCCCGGCAAGAAGAUGGGCUCCUCCUCCCGCCGACGGCAAUGUGGCGGUGGCGGUGGCGAUGCUCUGUUUUUCCAUUCUCGCCACCUCCUCCUCAUCCUCAUGUGGUAAAUUCACUUUCACUACACCUUUUUUUUCUUUUCCUCUCUCUCAAUUCCAUUCACCAGCUUUUGCUUUGCGUGUGCCUUUCCUUUUUUCUGCUUUUUACUGUUGUUUCGAUUUCAAGUUUUGCUCAUUUUGGCCGACACCAUUAGUAAAUUUUGAUUCGCCAUCAUUUCUUCUAGCACAACAGAGAAUACUACCAUAAAGAAAGAAAAAAAAAUCAUUGCUGCAGUUGCUAGAAAUCCUCCCAAUCUGUUCCCUUUUUCGCCUCCUCUUUCCCCCUUUCUCCGGCACCGCCCGGACCCUGAAUUAUUAUUUGCUUCAACAUGAUCAGAAUUUGUGAGACUUGUGUUAUCUCUGCCAUGUUUUCUCUGUAAAGCUUCCAUCUUUCACUUACAGAGCCUUCCCACAAGAAAGAGCAAACAAAGAAAAGUUCGGUCAUCUUUCAACGACAACAAAAAAAAAAAAAAACAAAACUUUUGACUUUAAAUUACUAUGUUUGGAUACGGACAUGACUCUGUAUCUGCGUCACUAGAAUUUUUAACAGUGGUCAUGGUCAUUUCUCCGAUUUUUAUCUUUUCCUGAACACAAAAUCGCUUUGAAUUAUAUUGCAACAAGUUAAGGCAAUUUUUUAAUUUAUUCAUAUUCCAAAUUUUGUGGUUAUAUUUUUGUUGCUGUUUGAUGAUGAUGAAUUUUUGCAAAACAGAGUUCAAAUCAUCUUUAGACGUCAUUGGAACUUCUACGCUCAAUUCAUAUUUGUUUUUAAUUCAGUGUUCAAUCAAACCAAGCAAGAAUUAUUUCUGUCUUCUGAUCACCAACUUCUAUUUUUAUCCCCUGCAGUUUCAACCUGCUCUCGUCGUCAUCAUCAUCAGCAGCAGCUGCAAUCGCAUCAUCAUGGCCGUCGGUAGACGGCGGAUUCGCCUCCGGAGCAAUCGACCUCGGCGGCGGCCUCCACGUCUUCCAAACCGCCUCCUUCGACCAAAUCUGGUCCACCCAUCAGGGCGGACCGGACGAUUUGGGCGCCUCCUUCUUCGAGCCUACCCAAUUGCCUCCCGGUUUCCACAUGCUCGGCACCCACAGCCAGCCCAACACCAACCCUAACCCUAAUCUCCACGGCUGGAUCCUCGCCGGGAAAGACGCCUCGACCGCCGACGCACCAGCAGCAUUGAAGCCGCCGGUCGAUUACACCCUAAUUUGGACCAGCUCCGACGCCGUAAUCGACCAACAAGAAGGAGGAAUCGCCUAUUUCUGGCUCCCGGUCCCGCCCGCCGGCUACAGAUCCGUCGGCCACGUCAUCACCACCUCCUCCCCUGACAAGCCCCCGCUCGACAAAAUCCGCUGCGUCAGAUCCGAUCUCACCGACCAAUGCCAGGCCGACGCGUGGCUCUGGGGCCCAACCGACGCCGGCGAUCCGGAUCUGACUGGAUUCAACGUUUUCAACCUCCGGCCUGGCAACGGAUCCGACGCCGCCGGCGUCCCCAUCGGCACAUUCGUCGCCCAAUCCUCCGGCCUUCCCGGACAUCCAACUGUCGUGGCCUGCCUGAAGAAUCAGAAUUCCGUCAACGGGUCGGCAUCUUCGAUGCCGAAUUUAACGCAGGUGGAAGAACUAUUCAAAACAUACGCUCCCUGGAUUUCUCUCCAUCCCGACGAGGAAUUCCUCCCGUCCACCGUCGAUUGGUUUUUUGCAAACGGAUCGCUCCUAUACGAGAAAGGGAAAGAAUAUAACCCGACCCCGAUCGACCCGAUUGGUUCGAACCUCCCGCAGGGAGGUUCGAACGAUGGGGUAUACUGGCUCGACCUGCCGGUCGAGUCGUCGGAUAAAGAGAGGGUGAAAAAGGGACAGCUGGCAGGCGUGGAGGUGUAUUUACAUGCGAAGCCCGCCUUGGGGGCCACAUUUACCGACAUCGCCGUGUGGGUUUUCUACCCGUUCAACGGGCCGGGGAGGGCAAAAGUGGAAUUCAUCAAGAACGUAAAGCUCGGGAGGCUCGGGGAGCACGUGGGGGACUGGGAGCACGUGACGCUCCGGAUCAGCAACUUCAACGGGCUGCUCCAGAGCGUCUACUUCUCCCAGCACAGCGCCGGGUCGUGGGUCGACUCGGCGGACCUGGAGUAUCGGGGCGGGUCGCGGCCCGUGGCGUACUCGUCGCUCCAUGGGCACGCGAUGUAUCCCCGCCCCGGGCUGGUGCUGCUGGGUGGCGGGGAGAAGAUUGGGAUUCGUGACGACACGGCGGAGGGCGGGGCGGUGGUGGACACGGCGGCGGGGUUCGUGGUGGUGGCGGCGGAGUAUCUCGGGAAGGGCGCGGUGGUGGAGCCGUCGUGGUUGAAUUACAUGAGGGAGUGGGGCCCGAAGAUCGAUUAUGACGUGGAUGAGGAGCUGGCAGAUGUGAGGAAGUUGCUGAUUGGGAGGAUGAGGGACGAGUUUGAUAAGAUGGUGAGUGGAUUGCCCAAAGAGGUGCUUGGGGAGGAAGGGCCCACUGGGCCCAAAGUUAAGGCCAGCUGGGCUGGGGAUGAAGUUUAGUUUAAUUAAUUAAUUAAUUAUUAUCAGCUAAGGGAAGCUGGUCAUUGUUUUAGGGACAUGCAUGAUUUUUAAUUAAUAGAUUUAAUUUGAUUGUUGUGUGUAAUUUGUAUGUUAGUGUGAGAUCACACGAUUAAACUAAAUGUGAAUAGUCUUAAGAAUUGUAGCAACCAGUUGAGAGAUUGAGUGUGUCACACUCUUCCUAGAGUUGGUGAAGGAGGUAGAUAUAAAAUGGACUGGUUCAGAGCUAUAUCGAAUUUUUUUCCGAAAUAUAUCGAAAUUGGAUAUAACCUUGUAAAUCACAAUAAACUUGUUCACUCCAUGUCAACAAAUUUAAAAUUCAAAU
Molecule: messenger RNA, 3721 nt
Organism: Linum trigynum
Lineage: Eukaryota; Viridiplantae; Streptophyta; Magnoliopsida; Malpighiales; Linaceae
Source: the annotation of a GenBank genome assembly